CGGGCCGGAGGCGCGCGCCUGCGAGCUGAUGUCGGGGCUGCGGGCGCUGCUGGGCUUCGGGCUGCUGGUUGCCGGCUCACGCCUGCCUCGAGUCAGAAGUCAGGCCGGCGCCUGCCGCGCGGGCCCCACGUGGUGGGGAACGCAGCGGCUGAGCGUGGGUGGGCCCCGGGACCCAGAGGCCAUGGCGAGCACCGCGGUAAAGUACCUGAGCCAGGAGGAGGCCCAGGCCGUGGACCAGGAGUUGUUCAACGAGUACCAGUUCAGCGUGGACCAACUUAUGGAGCUGGCUGGGCUGAGCUGCGCUACAGCCAUUGCCAAGGCAUAUCCCUCCUCGUCCAUGGCCAGGAACCCCCCUACUGUCCUGGUCAUCUGUGGCCCCGGCAAUAACGGAGGAGACGGUUUGGUCUGCGCUAGACACCUCAAACUCUUUGGUUACCAGCCAACCAUCUAUUACCCCAAAAGGCCCAACAAACCACUCUUCUCUGCACUGGUGACUCAGUGCCAGAAAAUGGACAUCCCUUUCCUUGGUGAAAUGCCCCCAGAGCCCAUGAUGAUUGAUGAGCUGUACGAGUUGGUGGUGGAUGCCAUCUUUGGCUUCAGCUUCAAGGGUGAUGUUCGGGAGCCAUUCCGCAGCAUCCUGAGUGUCCUCAGUGGACUCACUGUGCCGAUUGCCAGCAUCGACAUUCCCUCAGGAUGGGAUGUGGAGAAGGGAAACUCUGGAGGGAUCCAGCCAGACUUGCUCAUCUCUCUGACAGCACCUAAAAAGUCUGCUACCCAGUUCACUGGUCGCUACCAUUACUUGGGAGGUCGUUUUGUACCACCUGCUCUGGAAAAGAAGUAUCAGCUGAACCUGCCAUCCUACCCGGACACUGAAUGCGUCUACCGCCUGCAGUGAGGCAGGUGGGUGGGAAUUCUCCUCAAUAAAGACUCAGUGCCUUUCCCAGAA
This is a messenger RNA of Ictidomys tridecemlineatus (thirteen-lined ground squirrel), 946 nucleotides long. It is a transcript of the gene Naxe, whose product is annotated as NAD(P)HX epimerase. Gene Ontology annotation, molecular function: NAD(P)HX epimerase activity. NCBI's taxonomy places the organism in Eukaryota, Metazoa, Chordata, Mammalia, Rodentia, Sciuridae. Gene Ontology annotation, cellular component: mitochondrion. The record is from RefSeq and is a predicted model, not a curated record.